AUGAUAGUGAAAUGGGCGUCAAUGCCGAUCAUACUUAUAUUCCUAUCGAAUCUAGCCAGUGUUUGUUUCGCUGAUGAAUAUCAUGUAACAUCGUCUGAAAUAAAUGGAUGGGAUAGAAACUAUGCAACUACAUAUUCUACAAGUAUUUCACUUAGUUCUAAAUUAUUUUUCUUUACAACUACGAUUACGUGGUAUUUUAUACAUACUCCUAUCUACUCAACAUCAACUACUGUCACUCAAUUUACCUCGGGCUUGAAAUCUAUAUCUACUAUAGUUUUAAUUGGGACUACCCAAGGUGAGGACGGUUAUGAUACACUAGAGACGAGUACAUAUAUUCUAUAUCCUAUGUUAACUACUUUAAAAACAAUUUCAACUGUAAGUACCUUUCCAGGUUUCAUUACCUCUACCUAUUCUACUGAAUAUAGUAUAUCAACCGGAGAAGAUGGUUCCACCACAACUGAAAUAAUAUAUUAUAUUAAAAUACCAAAUGGAUUAUAUCUUUCUACAACAACGGAAGGAUGGACAGGUGCGUAUUUUGUUACACAUGCUACCUCGAUCGUGACAACUUUAGGUUUCGAUAAUAUAUUAACAACGGGAACCGUGUAUUAUGUUUAUAGUUCAAGAAAUGAAGGGUCUUCAAUAACAAUACCAUGGACACAAACUUAUACUACAUAUUAUUCAACCUCCAUAUCGUAUGAUGUUCUAUUAGGUGUAACUCUAGGUACCACAACUUAUUAUUAUAUCCACAUACCAUCAAACGUGAUUUCAAAAACCACCACUAAUUUUGGUAAUAUAUCAUUUACGAAAACAGUUUCUACUGGUGUUGCUACUUUUACUGAUAUUGAUGGAAAUGUAACAACAGAAUAUCUAUUCUACGUUGUAACCCCUCAACGUUCUGUAAUUACCAGUAUUACCUUUGAAGGUGAUAUAGGUGGCACUGUUAUUUCGACAUUCGAGACCUUUGUCAGCACCACUACAAAUGAUAAUGGUAAUGAGACAACCUUUACUACGUUUUACAUUAUAAUCCCUACCGCUUUAUUCCAUACGACAACAACUGCUCCUUGGACAGGAUACUAUAAGGUUACUUACUCUAAAGACCUAACUACAGUGGUAAAUGAUGGAAUGAAAACUACUAAAACAAUAUUUUACGUAGAGACUCCAUUCUCCUGGGGUAAGUACAUAACUCAUCCAUGGACAGGAAGUUAUACUACAUACACUCAAAGCGGCUAUACAAUAGCGUUUGGGUUUUGGUUUAUAUUUUUCGGUCUUUGGCCUUUUCCACGGUUUAUCUUGUCAACACCAAUAAGAGAAAAAUCAUUUACCAGUUAUACAAGUGCCUGGAAUAAUUCUUUAACGUCUACAUCGGUUAGAACAAGACUUGUUAUUGGUUUUGAUGACGAAACAACUACUGAAACAAUAUAUUACAUUUUAACGCCUGCACCUACUACUUCAACGACCACUUACUUCCAGGGCUCAUAUUCUGGAUCAGAUACUACUACGUUUUUAACAGCAACUACAAAAAUUGGGGACAAAUUUGACUUUACAUGGGAAAUCCUAUAUUAUGUUUCUCUACCUAUUAACAAAGCCAAAUCAACUACACUCAUACCCUGGACUGGUUCAUAUGUUACGACAAAAUCAAUAUUGAAGGAAACAAUUACUGAUGAUCUUGGAAUCAUUUCAACCAUCACAAUAUAUUUCAUUAAUACUCCCUCUUUAACACCUUCCCUUAAAUAUGUACCAUGGACAGGACUAUUUACGUCAACAAUUCAAACAACUAAUAUUACUGCAUUCGAGUAUAAAAGUGGACUUCUCGCAUUAUGGACCCUUACAGUUAUCGUAAUUGAAACACCCAUUAGGAAAAAAAUAGAGUAUGAAGAGACUUUUUGGACAGAAACUUAUUCCACUACUUAUUCUACGGAUAUUAUCACUUCUACAGAUUAUUUAGGAAAUGAGACCACUGAGACGAUUUUUUAUGUGUAUACACCUGAAAGGGUGAGCUACAUUACACAAGUUUUCCCGAUGUCUGGUACUUUUGACUUCACAACGUUUUCUACUAUUGUUUCUAAAAUAUACGGCGAGGAUGGAGUUGAAACCACAGAGACAAUUUAUUAUGUUGGUAUACCGACUGCUGUUGGAGUUACUACAAUAUUUUCUUCAUGGACAAAUAAUUAUAUUUCUAUAUUUUCAACUUCAAUUUACGAGCGGCUAUUCAAAAAGUCAACAAUUUAUUAUAUAGCAACCCCAAUCGAUACAGGAGAGAUCUCAUAUGUACCUUGGGCCGGUGAUUAUACUUCAACUUUUUACACUACUGUUAUUACCACUUUUGGUUAUUCGGGGACUUUUCUUGGUGAGUGGACUAAAACUGUCUACUUGGUUGAAACUCCCACUUGGGUUGACACCAUAACAAGUUUUAGUCCGUGGGAAAAAAAAUAUACUGAAACUUACUCAACUGUUGUAACAACUGAAAAAGAUGAUGAUGGAAACUUCAGCACAAAAAUCAUAUAUUUUGUAAGAACACCAUAUCGAGCUACAACAACUGUUUCUACUACUGGUUGGAGUUUUAAUCAAAUUCGAGCCUUUUCAACAACAUACUCAAUUUUUACGGGCUCUGAUGGCUUUGAAUCAACUCUGAUAAUUUACUUAGUUGGGACACCUUCACAUAAUUAUAAAAGUACAAGCUAUCAAGGUUGGUCUAACAAUUCAACAUUAACAUUUUCUACCAUAAUAUCUACUUAUUCCAAUAGUAAUAACUUUAUUGUUACAGAAACUGUGUAUAUAGUUAAGACACCUUUAAGAUACUUAACAACUACAAGUUAUAAGAUUAUCUCUAAUAUAUCUAAAAGAUCCACAUAUGCUACUUCGAUAGUAAUAUUUUCCGGUACUGACAAAAAUGAGACUACGGAAACUAUCUACUUUGUCCAACAACCAAAGAUUACCUCCCAAACCACCACCUUCAGAUAUUGGAAAAAUUCAAAUACAUUUACGUAUUCGACACUGGUAACAAUUACGGUCGAUAAAGAGGGAAAUUUAAUUAAUGAGACAGUGUAUUUUGUAAUUGCACCAAUUCAAAAUAUAAUAAAAACAAGUUACCAGGUUUGGAAUAAAGAGACUACAACAUAUUCUACUGAAAUUAGAAUAAUUACAGACUCAGUUGGUGGCAAAACAGCAGAAACCAUCUAUUAUGUUAAAAUACCAAUUAUAACCUCUACAAAAACAAUAUUUUCAGAAUGGAAAAAGAAAGAAUUUUCUACAUACUCAACUAAACAAACUAUAAUUACCAAUGACCAAGGAAUAGAGAUAAUGGAAUCAAUAUUCUAUGUAUACAAGCCGAAUAUCAAUAUAUCCACUACAAGUUUCAUAAUUGCCGAUGUCAGUAACCCUUUAACUUUCACCCGUGUUAUUACUUUUGAAGGUUCUGAUGGAUUUGAAACAACGAAAACUUUAUACGUGAUAAAAACACGGCAAAUUACUUCGUUUACAUCAAACUUUUUUAUAUCAAAUUCAUCAAAUUUUACAUCCAAUACUGGUGCUGAACAAGAUUCAACAUUGAGCUUACAAUCGGAAUUAUUAAGUUCCUACUUUAACAGCAGUUUUGACACAACAGAAAGUUAUCAUGAAAGCUAUUCAAUUAUGCCAAACUAUUCAAAUCCAACCCUUUCAAUGAAUGACUCUCAAGUGACCCUUGAUAUUUCUAAUGAAACCACACAAAAUUCAACAACAUCAUACAUUAGUAAAAAAUCAACGAAGAAAUCCAAUUUUCCAGAAAAUGAAACAUCAAAUAUUAUAAUAAAUUCUACCAUAGAGUUAAAUAAUAAUCAAACUUACUCUAGCCUACAAUAUUCAAAAACUGAAACAAAACAUAAUAAUACCGAGACUAACCUAUCUACUACAAACAACAACACAUAUCAAGAAACAAGAAAUUUACAGGAAACCCAAACAACCAAACAACCAAUCGAUCCAAUUCCAAACACAGAAAGUAAAAAAUCUAUACAACCAACAGCGAUCGAUACUUCAAAUUACCAUAAAUCCAAAAUAGAAACUUCAGAUAUCUCAUCGUUGACAGGAUUACCAUCUCCUAUCACCACGACUUUCACUUCUGGUAGUCACACCGAAACCGAUGUUGUCUCCUUCUACACUACUACUGAUGCUGAAGGAAACACUGUCACAACAUCAACGGUCUCAUCGUUGACAGGAUUACCAUCUCCUAUCACCACGACUUUUACUUCUGGUAGUCACACCGAAACCGAUGUUGUCUCCUUCUACACUACUACUGAUGCUGAAGGAAACACUGUCACAACAUCAACGGUCUCAUCGCUGACAGGAUUACCAUCUCCUAUCACCACCACUAUAACUUCUGGUAGUCACACCGAAACCGAUGUUGUCUCCUUCUACACUACUACUGAUGCUGAAGGAAACACUGUAACAACAUCAACGGUCUCAUCGCUGACAGGAUUACCAUCUCCUAUCACCACGACUUUCACUUCUGGUAGUCACACCGAAACCGAUGUUGUCUCCUUCUACACUACUACUGAUGCUGAAGGAAACACUGUAACAACAUCAACGGUCUCAUCGCUAACAGGAUUACCAUCUCCUAUCACCACCACUAUAACUUCUGGUAGUCACACCGAAACCGAUGUUGUCUCCUUCUACACUACUACUGAUGCUGAAGGAAACACUGUCACAACAUCAACGGUCUCAUCGCUGACAGGAUUACCAUCUCCUAUCACCACGACUUUCACUUCUGGUAGUCACACCGAAACCGAUGUUGUCUCCUUCUACACUACUACUGAUGCUGAAGGAAACACUGUCACAACAUCAACGGUCUCAUCGCUAACAGGAUUACCAUCUCCUAUCACCACCACUAUAACUUCUGGUAGUCACACCGAAACCGAUGUUGUCUCCUUCUACACUACUACUGAUGCUGAAGGAAACACUGUCACAACAUCAACGGUCUCAUCGCUGACAGGAUUACCAUCUCCUAUCACCACCACUAUAACUUCUGGUAGUCACACCGAAACCGAUGUUGUCUCCUUCUACACUACUACUGAUGCUGAAGGAAACACUGUCACAACAUCAACGGUCUCAUCGUUGACAGGAUUAGCAUCUCCUAUCACCACGACUUUUACUUCUGGUAGUCACACCGAAACCGAUGUUGUCUCCUUCUACACUACUACUGAUGCUGAAGGAAACACUGUCACAACAUCAACGGUCUCAUCGCUGACAGGAUUACCAUCUCCUAUCACCACGACUUUCACUUCUGGUAGUCACACCGAAACCGAUGUUGUCUCCUUCUACACUACUACUGAUGCUGAAGGAAACACUGUAACAACAUCAACGGUCUCAUCGUUGACAGGAUUACCAUCUCCUAUCACCACGACUUUUACUUCUGGUAGUCACACCGAAACCGAUGUUGUCUCCUUCUACACUACUACUGAUGCUGAAGGAAACACUGUCACAACAUCAACGGUCUCAUCGUUGACAGGAUUAGCAUCUCCUAUCACCACGACUUUCACUUCUGGUAGUCACACCGAAACCGAUGUUGUCUCCUUCUACACUACUACUGAUGCUGAAGGAAACACUGUAACAACAUCAACGGUCUCAUCGUUGACAGGAUUACCAUCUCCUAUCACCACGACUUUUACUUCUGGUAGUCACACCGAAACCGAUGUUGUCUCCUUCUACACUACUACUGAUGCUGAAGGAAACACUGUCACAACAUCAACGGUCUCAUCGUUGACAGGAUUAGCAUCUCCUAUCACCACGACUUUCACUUCUGGUAGUCACACCGAAACCGAUGUUGUCUCCUUCUACACUACUACUGAUGCUGAAGGAAACACUGUAACAACAUCAACGGUCUCAUCGUUGACAGGAUUACCAUCUCCUAUCACCACGACUUUUACUUCUGGUAGUCACACCGAAACCGAUGUUGUCUCCUUCUACACUACUACUGAUGCUGAAGGAAACACUGUCACAACAUCAACGGUCUCAUCGUUGACAGGAUUACCAUCUCCUAUCACCACGACUUUUACUUCUGGUAGUCACACCGAAACCGAUGUUGUCUCCUUCUACACUACUACUGAUGCUGAAGGAAACACUGUCACAACAUCAACGGUCUCAUCGUUGACAGGAUUACCAUCUCCUAUCACCACGACUUUCACUUCUGGUAGUCACACCGAAACCGAUGUUGUCUCCUUCUACACUACUACUGAUGCUGAAGGAAACACUGUAACAACAUCAACGGUCUCAUCGUUGACAGGAUUACCAUCUCCUAUCACCACCACUAUAACUUCUGGUAGUCACACCGAAACCGAUGUUGUCUCCUUCUACACUACUACUGAUGCUGAAGGAAACACUGUCACAACAUCAACGGUCUCAUCGCUGACAGGAUUACCAUCUCCUAUCACCACGACUUUCACUUCUGGUAGUCACACCGAAACCGAUGUUGUCUCCUUCUACACUACUACUGAUGCUGAAGGAAACACUGUAACAACAUCAACGGUCUCAUCGUUGACAGGAUUACCAUCUCCUAUCACCACGACUUUCACUUCUGGUAGUCACACCGAAACCGAUGUUGUCUCCUUCUACACUACUACUGAUGCUGAAGGAAACACUGUCACAACAUCAACGGUCUCAUCGCUGACAGGAUUACCAUCUCCUAUCACCACCACUAUAACUUCUGGUAGUCACACCGAAACCGAUGUUGUCUCCUUCUACACUACUACUGAUGCUGAAGGAAACACUGUCACAACAUCAACGGUCUCAUCGUUGACAGGAUUACCAUCUCCUAUCACCACGACUUUUACUUCUGGUAGUCACACCGAAACCGAUGUUGUCUCCUUCUACACUACUACUGAUGCUGAAGGAAACACUGUCACAACAUCAACGGUCUCAUCGUUGACAGGAUUACCAUCUCCUAUCACCACCACUAUAACUUCUGGUAGUCACACCGAAACCGAUGUUGUCUCCUUCUACACUACUACUGAUGCUGAAGGAAACACUGUCACAACAUCAACGGUCUCAUCGUUGACAGGAUUAGCAUCUCCUAUCACCACGACUUUCACUUCUGGUAGUCACACCGAAACCGAUGUUGUCUCCUUCUACACUACUACUGAUGCUGAAGGAAACACUGUAACAACAUCAACGGUCUCAUCGUUGACAGGAUUACCAUCUCCUAUCACCACGACUUUUACUUCUGGUAGUCACACCGAAACCGAUGUUGUCUCCUUCUACACUACUACUGAUGCUGAAGGAAACACUGUCACAACAUCAACGGUCUCAUCGUUGACAGGAUUACCAUCUCCUAUCACCACGACUUUUACUUCUGGUAGUCACACCGAAACCGAUGUUGUCUCCUUCUACACUACUACUGAUGCUGAAGGAAACACUGUCACAACAUCAACGGUCUCAUCGUUGACAGGAUUACCAUCUCCUAUCACCACGACUUUCACUUCUGGUAGUCACACCGAAACCGAUGUUGUCUCCUUCUACACUACUACUGAUGCUGAAGGAAACACUGUAACAACAUCAACGGUCUCAUCGUUGACAGGAUUACCAUCUCCUAUCACCACCACUAUAACUUCUGGUAGUCACACCGAAACCGAUGUUGUCUCCUUCUACACUACUACUGAUGCUGAAGGAAACACUGUCACAACAUCAACGGUCUCAUCGUUGACAGGAUUACCAUCUCCUAUCACCACGACUUUCACUUCUGGUAGUCACACCGAAACCGAUGUUGUCUCCUUCUACACUACUACUGAUGCUGAAGGAAACACUGUCACAACAUCAACGGUCUCAUCGUUGACAGGAUUACCAUCUCCUAUCACCACCACUAUAACUUCUGGUAGUCACACCGAAACCGAUGUUGUCUCCUUCUACACUACUACUGAUGCUGAAGGAAACACUGUCACAACAUCAACGGUCUCAUCGUUGACAGGAUUAGCAUCUCCUAUCACCACGACUUUCACUUCUGGUAGUCACACCGAAACCGAUGUUGUCUCCUUCUACACUACUACUGAUGCUGAAGGAAACACUGUCACAACAUCAACGGUCUCAUCGUUGACAGGAUUACCAUCUCCUAUCACCACGACUUUUACUUCUGGUAGUCACACCGAAACCGAUGUUGUCUCCUUCUACACUACUACUGAUGCUGAAGGAAACACUGUCACAACAUCAACGGUCUCAUCGUUGACAGGAUUAGCAUCUCCUAUCACCACGACUUUCACUUCUGGUAGUCACACCGAAACCGAUGUUGUCUCCUUCUACACUACUACUGAUGCUGAAGGAAACACUGUCACAACAUCAACGGUCUCAUCGCUAACAGGAUUACCAUCUCCUAUCACCACCACUAUAACUUCUGGUAGUCACACCGAAACCGAUGUUGUCUCCUUCUACACUACUACUGAUGCUGAAGGAAACACUGUCACAACAUCAACGGUCUCAUCGCUGACAGGAUUACCAUCUCCUAUCACCACGACUUUCACUUCUGGUAGUCACACCGAAACCGAUGUUGUCUCCUUCUACACUACUACUGAUGCUGAAGGAAACACUGUAACAACAUCAACGGUCUCAUCGUUGACAGGAUUACCAUCUCCUAUCACCACGACUUUUACUUCUGGUAGUCACACCGAAACCGAUGUUGUCUCCUUCUACACUACUACUGAUGCUGAAGGAAACACUGUCACAACAUCAACGGUCUCAUCGUUGACAGGAUUAGCAUCUCCUAUCACCACGACUUUCACUUCUGGUAGUCACACCGAAACCGAUGUUGUCUCCUUCUACACUACUACUGAUGCUGAAGGAAACACUGUCACAACAUCAACGGUCUCAUCGUUGACAGGAUUACCAUCUCCUAUCACCACGACUUUUACUUCUGGUAGUCACACCGAAACCGAUGUUGUCUCCUUCUACACUACUACUGAUGCUGAAGGAAACACUGUCACAACAUCAACGGUCUCAUCGUUGACAGGAUUACCAUCUCCUAUCACCACCACUAUAACUUCUGGUAGUCACACCGAAACCGAUGUUGUCUCCUUCUACACUACUACUGAUGCUGAAGGAAACACUGUCACAACAUCAACGGUCUCAUCGCUGACAGGAUUACCAUCUCCUAUCACCACGACUUUCACUUCUGGUAGUCACACCGAAACCGAUGUUGUCUCCUUCUACACUACUACUGAUGCUGAAGGAAACACUGUCACAACAUCAACGGUCUCAUCGUUGACAGGAUUACCAUCUCCUAUCACCACGACUUUUACUUCUGGUAGUCACACCGAAACCGAUGUUGUCUCCUUCUACACUACUACUGAUGCUGAAGGAAACACUGUCACAACAUCAACGGUCUCAUCGUUGACAGGAUUACCAUCUCCUAUCACCACCACUAUAACUUCUGGUAGUCACACCGAAACCGAUGUUGUCUCCUUCUACACUACUACUGAUGCUGAAGGAAACACUGUCACAACAUCAACGGUCUCAUCGUUGACAGGAUUAGCAUCUCCUAUCACCACGACUUUCACUUCUGGUAGUCACACCGAAACCGAUGUUGUCUCCUUCUACACUACUACUGAUGCUGAAGGAAACACUGUCACAACAUCAACGGUCUCAUCGCUAACAGGAUUACCAUCUCCUAUCACCACCACUAUAACUUCUGGUAGUCACACCGAAACCGAUGUUGUCUCCUUCUACACUACUACUGAUGCUGAAGGAAACACUGUCACAACAUCAACGGUCUCAUCGCUGACAGGAUUACCAUCUCCUAUCACCACGACUUUCACUUCUGGUAGUCACACCGAAACCGAUGUUGUCUCCUUCUACACUACUACUGAUGCUGAAGGAAACACUGUCACAACAUCAACGGUCUCAUCGUUGACAGGAUUACCAUCUCCUAUCACCACCACUAUAACUUCUGGUAGUCACACCGAAACCGAUGUUGUCUCCUUCUACACUACUACUGAUGCUGAAGGAAACACUGUCACAACAUCAACGGUCUCAUCGCUGACAGGAUUACCAUCUCCUAUCACCACGACUUUCACUUCUGGUAGUCACACCGAAACCGAUGUUGUCUCCUUCUACACUACUACUGAUGCUGAAGGAAACACUGUCACAACAUCAACGGUCUCAUCGCUAACAGGAUUACCAUCUCCUAUCACCACCACUAUAACUUCUGGUAGUCACACCGAAACCGAUGUUGUCUCCUUCUACACUACUACUGAUGCUGAAGGAAACACUGUAACAACAUCAACGGUCUCAUCGUUGACAGGAUUACCAUCUCCUAUCACCACCACUAUAACUUCUGGUAGUCACACCGAAACCGAUGUUGUCUCCUUCUACACUACUACUGAUGCUGAAGGAAACACUGUCACAACAUCAACGGUCUCAUCGCUGACAGGAUUACCAUCUCCUAUCACCACGACUUUCACUUCUGGUAGUCACACCGAAACCGAUGUUGUCUCCUUCUACACUACUACUGAUGCUGAAGGAAACACUGUCACAACAUCAACGGUCUCAUCGUUGACAGGAUUACCAUCUCCUAUCACCACGACUUUUACUUCUGGUAGUCACACCGAAACCGAUGUUGUCUCCUUCUACACUACUACUGAUGCUGAAGGAAACACUGUCACAACAUCAACGGUCUCAUCGUUGACAGGAUUACCAUCUCCUAUCACCACCACUAUAACUUCUGGUAGUCACACCGAAACCGAUGUUGUCUCCUUCUACACUACUACUGAUGCUGAAGGAAACACUGUCACAACAUCAACGGUCUCAUCGUUGACAGGAUUAGCAUCUCCUAUCACCACGACUUUCACUUCUGGUAGUCACACCGAAACCGAUGUUGUCUCCUUCUACACUACUACUGAUGCUGAAGGAAACACUGUCACAACAUCAACGGUCUCAUCGCUAACAGGAUUACCAUCUCCUAUCACCACCACUAUAACUUCUGGUAGUCACACCGAAACCGAUGUUGUCUCCUUCUACACUACUACUGAUGCUGAAGGAAACACUGUCACAACAUCAACGGUCUCAUCGCUGACAGGAUUACCAUCUCCUAUCACCACGACUUUCACUUCUGGUAGUCACACCGAAACCGAUGUUGUCUCCUUCUACACUACUACUGAUGCUGAAGGAAACACUGUCACAACAUCAACGGUCUCAUCGCUAACAGGAUUACCAUCUCCUAUCACCACCACUAUAACUUCUGGUAGUCACACCGAAACCGAUGUUGUCUCCUUCUACACUACUACUGAUGCUGAAGGAAACACUGUCACAACAUCAACGGUCUCAUCGUUGACAGGAUUACCAUCUCCUAUCACCACGACUUUUACUUCUGGUAGUCACACCGAAACCGAUGUUGUCUCCUUCUACACUACUACUGAUGCUGAAGGAAACACUGUCACAACAUCAACGGUCUCAUCGUUGACAGGAUUACCAUCUCCUAUCACCACCACUAUAACUUCUGGUAGUCACACCGAAACCGAUGUUGUCUCCUUCUACACUACUACUGAUGCUGAAGGAAACACUGUCACAACAUCAACGGUCUCAUCGCUGACAGGAUUACCAUCUCCUAUCACCACGACUUUCACUUCUGGUAGUCACACCGAAACCGAUGUUGUCUCCUUCUACACUACUACUGAUGCUGAAGGAAACACUGUCACAACAUCAACGGUCUCAUCGUUGACAGGAUUAGCAUCUCCUAUCACCACGACUUUCACUUCUGGUAGUCACACCGAAACCGAUGUUGUCUCCUUCUACACUACUACUGAUGCUGAAGGAAACACUGUCACAACAUCAACGGUCUCAUCGUUGACAGGAUUAGCAUCUCCUAUCACCACCACUAUAACUUCUGGUAGUCACACCGAAACCGAUGUUGUCUCCUUCUACACUACUACUGAUGCUGAAGGAAACACUGUCACAACAUCAACGGUCUCAUCGUUGACAGGAUUAGCAUCUCCUAUCACCACGACUUUCACUUCUGGUAGUCACACCGAAACCGAUGUUGUCUCCUUCUACACUACUACUGAUGCUGAAGGAAACACUGUCACAACAUCAACGGUCUCAUCGUUGACAGGAUUACCAUCUCCUAUCACCACGACUUUUACUUCUGGUAGUCACACCGAAACCGAUGUUGUCUCCUUCUACACUACUACUGAUGCUGAAGGAAACACUGUCACAACAUCAACGGUCUCAUCGUUGACAGGAUUAGCAUCUCCUAUCACCACGACUUUCACUUCUGGUAGUCACACCGAAACCGAUGUUGUCUCCUUCUACACUACUACUGAUGCUGAAGGAAACACUGUCACAACAUCAACGGUCUCAUCGCUAACAGGAUUACCAUCUCCUAUCACCACCACUAUAACUUCUGGUAGUCACACCGAAACCGAUGUUGUCUCCUUCUACACUACUACUGAUGCUGAAGGAAACACUGUAACAACAUCAACGGUCUCAUCGUUGACAGGAUUACCAUCUCCUAUCACCACCACUAUAACUUCUGGUAGUCACACCGAAACCGAUGUUGUCUCCUUCUACACUACUACUGAUGCUGAAGGAAACACUGUCACAACAUCAACGGUCUCAUCGUUGACAGGAUUACCAUCUCCUAUCACCACGACUUUUACUUCUGGUAGUCACACCGAAACCGAUGUUGUCUCCUUCUACACUACUACUGAUGCUGAAGGAAACACUGUCACAACAUCAACGGUCUCAUCGUUGACAGGAUUACCAUCUCCUAUCACCACGACUUUUACUUCUGGUAGUCACACCGAAACCGAUGUUGUCUCCUUCUACACUACUACUGAUGCUGAAGGAAACACUGUCACAACAUCAACGGUCUCAUCGUUGACAGGAUUAGCAUCUCCUAUCACCACCACUAUAACUUCUGGUAGUCACACCGAAACCGAUGUUGUCUCCUUCUACACUACUACUGAUGCUGAAGGAAACACUGUCACAACAUCAACGGUCUCAUCGUUGACAGGAUUAGCAUCUCCUAUCACCACGACUUUCACUUCUGGUAGUCACACCGAAACCGAUGUUGUCUCCUUCUACACUACUACUGAUGCUGAAGGAAACACUGUCACAACAUCAACGGUCUCAUCGUUGACAGGAUUACCAUCUCCUAUCACCACGACUUUUACUUCUGGUAGUCACACCGAAACCGAUGUUGUCUCCUUCUACACUACUACUGAUGCUGAAGGAAACACUGUCACAACAUCAACGGUCUCAUCGUUGACAGGAUUACCAUCUCCUAUCACCACGACUUUUACUUCUGGUAGUCACACCGAAACCGAUGUUGUCUCCUUCUACACUACUACUGAUGCUGAAGGAAACACUGUCACAACAUCAACGGUCUCAUCGUUGACAGGAUUACCAUCUCCUAUCACCACCACUAUAACUUCUGGUAGUCACACCGAAACCGAUGUUGUCUCCUUCUACACUACUACUGAUGCUGAAGGAAACACUGUAACAACAUCAACGGUCUCAUCGUUGACAGGAUUACCAUCUCCUAUCACCACGACUUUUACUUCUGGUAGUCACACCGAAACCGAUGUUGUCUCCUUCUACACUACUACUGAUGCUGAAGGAAACACUGUCACAACAUCAACGGUCUCAUCGUUGACAGGAUUACCAUCUCCUAUCACCACCACUAUAACUUCUGGUAGUCACACCGAAACCGAUGUUGUCUCCUUCUACACUACUACUGAUGCUGAAGGAAACACUGUCACAACAUCAACGGUCUCAUCGUUGACAGGAUUAGCAUCUCCUAUCACCACGACUUUCACUUCUGGUAGUCACACCGAAACCGAUGUUGUCUCCUUCUACACUACUACUGAUGCUGAAGGAAACACUGUCACAACAUCAACGGUCUCAUCGUUGACAGGAUUAGCAUCUCCUAUCACCACCACUAUAACUUCUGGUAGUCACACCGAAACCGAUGUUGUCUCCUUCUACACUACUACUGAUGCUGAAGGAAACACUGUCACAACAUCAACGGUCUCAUCGUUGACAGGAUUACCAUCUCCUAUCACCACGACUUUUACUUCUGGUAGUCACACCGAAACCGAUGUUGUCUCCUUCUACACUACUACUGAUGCUGAAGGAAACACUGUCACAACAUCAACGGUCUCAUCGUUGACAGGAUUAGCAUCUCCUAUCACCACGACUUUCACUUCUGGUAGUCACACCGAAACCGAUGUUGUCUCCUUCUACACUACUACUGAUGCUGAAGGAAACACUGUCACAACAUCAACGGUCUCAUCGCUGACAGGAUUACCAUCUCCUAUCACCACGACUUUCACUUCUGGUAGUCACACCGAAACCGAUGUUGUCUCCUUCUACACUACUACUGAUGCUGAAGGAAACACUGUAACAACAUCAACGGUCUCAUCGUUGACAGGAUUACCAUCUCCUAUCACCACGACUUUUACUUCUGGUAGUCACACCGAAACCGAUGUUGUCUCCUUCUACACUACUACUGAUGCUGAAGGAAACACUGUCACAACAUCAACGGUCUCAUCGUUGACAGGAUUAGCAUCUCCUAUCACCACGACUUUCACUUCUGGUAGUCACACCGAAACCGAUGUUGUCUCCUUCUACACUACUACUGAUGCUGAAGGAAACACUGUCACAACAUCAACGGUCUCAUCGUUGACAGGAUUACCAUCUCCUAUCACCACGACUUUUACUUCUGGUAGUCACACCGAAACCGAUGUUGUCUCCUUCUACACUACUACUGAUGCUGAAGGAAACACUGUCACAACAUCAACGGUCUCAUCGUUGACAGGAUUACCAUCUCCUAUCACCACGACUUUUACUUCUGGUAGUCACACCGAAACCGAUGUUGUCUCCUUCUACACUACUACUGAUGCUGAAGGAAACACUGUCACAACAUCAACGGUCUCAUCGUUGACAGGAUUACCAUCUCCUAUCACCACCACUAUAACUUCUGGUAGUCACACCGAAACCGAUGUUGUCUCCUUCUACACUACUACUGAUGCUGAAGGAAACACUGUCACAACAUCAACGGUCUCAUCGUUGACAGGAUUAGCAUCUCCUAUCACCACGACUUUCACUUCUGGUAGUCACACCGAAACCGAUGUUGUCUCCUUCUACACUACUACUGAUGCUGAAGGAAACACUGUCACAACAUCAACGGUCUCAUCGUUGACAGGAUUAGCAUCUCCUAUCACCACGACUUUCACUUCUGGUAGUCACACCGAAACCGAUGUUGUCUCCUUCUACACUACUACUGAUGCUGAAGGAAACACUGUCACAACAUCAACGGUCUCAUCGUUGACAGGAUUACCAUCUCCUAUCACCACGACUUUUACUUCUGGUAGUCACACCGAAACCGAUGUUGUCUCCUUCUACACUACUACUGAUGCUGAAGGAAACACUGUCACAACAUCAACGGUCUCAUCGUUGACAGGAUUACCAUCUCCUAUCACCACGACUUUCACUUCUGGUAGUCACACCGAAACCGAUGUUGUCUCCUUCUACACUACUACUGAUGCUGAAGGAAACACUGUAACAACAUCAACGGUCUCAUCGUUGACAGGAUUACCAUCUCCUAUCACCACGACUUUUACUUCUGGUAGUCACACCGAAACCGAUGUUGUCUCCUUCUACACUACUACUGAUGCUGAAGGAAACACUGUCACAACAUCAACGGCCUCAUCGUUGACAGGAUUAGCAUCUCCUAUCACCACGACUUUCACUUCUGGUAGUCACACCGAAACCGAUGUUGUCUCCUUCUACACUACUACUGAUGCUGAAGGAAACACUGUCACAACAUCAACGGUCUCAUCGCUGACAGGAUUAGCAUCUCCUAUCACCACGACUUUCACUUCUGGUAGUCACACCGAAACCGAUGUUGUCUCCUUCUACACUACUACUGAUGCUGAAGGAAACACUGUAACAACAUCAACGGUCUCAUCGCUGACAGGAUUACCAUCUCCUAUCACCACGACUUUCACUUCUGGUAGUCACACCGAAACCGAUGUUGUCUCCUUCUACACUACUACUGAUGCUGAAGGAAACACUGUCACAACAUCAACGGUCUCAUCGUUGACAGGAUUAGCAUCUCCUAUCACCACGACUUUUACUUCUGGUAGUCACACCGAAACCGAUGUUGUCUCCUUCUACACUACUACUGAUGCUGAAGGAAACACUGUCACAACAUCAACGGUCUCAUCGUUGACAGGAUUAGCAUCUCCUAUCACCACGACUUUCACUUCUGGUAGUCACACCGAAACCGAUGUUGUCUCCUUCUACACUACUACUGAUGCUGAAGGAAACACUGUCACAACAUCAACGGUCUCAUCGUUGACAGGAUUAGCAUCUCCUAUCACCACGACUUUUACUUCUGGUAGUCACACCGAAACCGAUGUUGUCUCCUUCUACACUACUACUGAUGCUGAAGGAAACACUGUCACAACAUCAACGGUCUCAUCGCUGACAGGAUUACCAUCUCCUAUCACCACGACUUUCACUUCUGGUAGUCACACCGAAACCGAUGUUGUCUCCUUCUACACUACUACUGAUGCUGAAGGAAACACUGUCACAACAUCAACGGUCUCAUCGCUGACAGGAUUACCAUCUCCUAUCACCACGACUUUUACUUCUGGUAGUCACACCGAAACCGAUGUUGUCUCCUUCUACACUACUACUGAUGCUGAAGGAAACACUGUCACAACAUCAACGGCCUCAUCGUUGACAGGAUUAGCAUCUCCUAUCACCACGACUUUCACUUCUGGUAGUCACACCGAAACCGAUGUUGUCUCCUUCUACACUACUACUGAUGCUGAAGGAAACACUGUCACAACAUCAACGGUCUCAUCGCUAACAGGAUUAGCAUCUCCUAUCACCACCACUAUAACUUCUGGUAGUCACACCGAAACCGAUGUUGUCUCCUUCUACACUACUACUGAUGCUGAAGGAAACACUGUCACAACAUCAACGGUCUCAUCGCUGACAGGAUUAGCAUCUCCUAUCACCACGACUUUCACUUCUGGUAGUCACACCGAAACCGAUGUUGUCUCCUUCUACACUACUACUGAUGCUGAAGGAAACACUGUAACAACAUCAACGGUCUCAUCGUUGACAGGAUUACCAUCUCCUAUCACCACGACUUUUACUUCUGGUAGUCACACCGAAACCGAUGUUGUCUCCUUCUACACUACUACUGAUGCUGAAGGAAACACUGUCACAACAUCAACGGUCUCAUCGUUGACAGGAUUACCAUCUCCUAUCACCACGACUUUCACUUCUGGUAGUCACACCGAAACCGAUGUUGUCUCCUUCUACACUACUACUGAUGCUGAAGGAAACACUGUCACAACAUCAACGGUCUCAUCGUUGACAGGAUUAGCAUCUCCUAUCACCACCACUAUAACUUCUGGUAGUCACACCGAAACCGAUGUUGUCUCCUUCUACACUACUACUGAUGCUGAAGGAAACACUGUCACAACAUCAACGGUCUCAUCGUUGACAGGAUUAGCAUCUCCUAUCACCACGACUUUCACUUCUGGUAGUCACACCGAAACCGAUGUUGUCUCCUUCUACACUACUACUGAUGCUGAAGGAAACACUGUCACAACAUCAACGGUCUCAUCGCUGACAGGAUUACCAUCUCCUAUCACCACGACUUUCACUUCUGGUAGUCACACCGAAACCGAUGUUGUCUCCUUCUACACUACUACUGAUGCUGAAGGAAACACUGUCACAACAUCAACGGUCUCAUCGUUGACAGGAUUAGCAUCUCCUAUCACCACGACUUUCACUUCUGGUAGUCACACCGAAACCGAUGUUGUCUCCUUCUACACUACUACUGAUGCUGAAGGAAACACUGUCACAACAUCAACGGUCUCAUCGUUGACAGGAUUAGCAUCUCCUAUCACCACGACUUUCACUUCUGGUAGUCACACCGAAACCGAUGUUGUCUCCUUCUACACUACUACUGAUGCUGAAGGAAACACUGUCACAACAUCAACGGUCUCAUCGUUGACAGGAUUACCAUCUCCUAUCACCACCACUAUAACUUCUGGUAGUCACACCGAAACCGAUGUUGUCUCCUUCUACACUACUACUGAUGCUGAAGGAAACACUGUCACAACAUCAACGGUCUCAUCGUUGACAGGAUUAGCAUCUCCUAUCACCACGACUUUCACUUCUGGUAGUCACACCGAAACCGAUGUUGUCUCCUUCUACACUACUACUGAUGCUGAAGGAAACACUGUCACAACAUCAACGGUCUCAUCGUUGACAGGAUUACCAUCUCCUAUCACCACCACUAUAACUUCUGGUAGUCACACCGAAACCGAUGUUGUCUCCUUCUACACUACUACUGAUGCUGAAGGAAACACUGUCACAACAUCAACGGUCUCAUCGCUGACAGGAUUACCAUCUCCUAUCACCACGACUUUCACUUCUGGUAGUCACACCGAAACCGAUGUUGUCUCCUUCUACACUACUACUGAUGCUGAAGGAAACACUGUAACAACAUCAACGGUCUCAUCGUUGACAGGAUUACCAUCUCCUAUCACCACGACUUUUACUUCUGGUAGUCACACCGAAACCGAUGUUGUCUCCUUCUACACUACUACUGAUGCUGAAGGAAACACUGUCACAACAUCAACGGUCUCAUCGUUGACAGGAUUAGCAUCUCCUAUCACCACGACUUUCACUUCUGGUAGUCACACCGAAACCGAUGUUGUCUCCUUCUACACUACUACUGAUGCUGAAGGAAACACUGUCACAACAUCAACGGUCUCAUCGUUGACAGGAUUACCAUCUCCUAUCACCACGACUUUUACUUCUGGUAGUCACACCGAAACCGAUGUUGUCUCCUUCUACACUACUACUGAUGCUGAAGGAAACACUGUCACAACAUCAACGGUCUCAUCGUUGACAGGAUUAGCAUCUCCUAUCACCACGACUUUCACUUCUGGUAGUCACACCGAAACCGAUGUUGUCUCCUUCUACACUACUACUGAUGCUGAAGGAAACACUGUCACAACAUCAACGGUCUCAUCGCUAACAGGAUUACCAUCUCCUAUCACCACCACUAUAACUUCUGGUAGUCACACCGAAACCGAUGUUGUCUCCUUCUACACUACUACUGAUGCUGAAGGAAACACUGUCACAACAUCAACGGUCUCAUCGCUGACAGGAUUACCAUCUCCUAUCACCACGACUUUCACUUCUGGUAGUCACACCGAAACCGAUGUUGUCUCCUUCUACACUACUACUGAUGCUGAAGGAAACACUGUAACAACAUCAACGGUCUCAUCGUUGACAGGAUUACCAUCUCCUAUCACCACGACUUUUACUUCUGGUAGUCACACCGAAACCGAUGUUGUCUCCUUCUACACUACUACUGAUGCUGAAGGAAACACUGUCACAACAUCAACGGUCUCAUCGUUGACAGGAUUAGCAUCUCCUAUCACCACGACUUUCACUUCUGGUAGUCACACCGAAACCGAUGUUGUCUCCUUCUACACUACUACUGAUGCUGAAGGAAACACUGUCACAACAUCAACGGUCUCAUCGCUGACAGGAUUACCAUCUCCUAUCACCACGACUUUCACUUCUGGUAGUCACACCGAAACCGAUGUUGUCUCCUUCUACACUACUACUGAUGCUGAAGGAAACACUGUAACAACAUCAACGGUCUCAUCGUUGACAGGAUUACCAUCUCCUAUCACCACGACUUUUACUUCUGGUAGUCACACCGAAACCGAUGUUGUCUCCUUCUACACUACUACUGAUGCUGAAGGAAACACUGUCACAACAUCAACGGUCUCAUCGUUGACAGGAUUAGCAUCUCCUAUCACCACGACUUUCACUUCUGGUAGUCACACCGAAACCGAUGUUGUCUCCUUCUACACUACUACUGAUGCUGAAGGAAACACUGUCACAACAUCAACGGUCUCAUCGUUGACAGGAUUACCAUCUCCUAUCACCACGACUUUUACUUCUGGUAGUCACACCGAAACCGAUGUUGUCUCCUUCUACACUACUACUGAUGCUGAAGGAAACACUGUCACAACAUCAACGGUCUCAUCGUUGACAGGAUUACCAUCUCCUAUCACCACGACUUUUACUUCUGGUAGUCACACCGAAACCGAUGUUGUCUCCUUCUACACUACUACUGAUGCUGAAGGAAACACUGUCACAACAUCAACGGUCUCAUCGUUGACAGGAUUACCAUCUCCUAUCACCACCACUAUAACUUCUGGUAGUCACACCGAAACCGAUGUUGUCUCCUUCUACACUACUACUGAUGCUGAAGGAAACACUGUAACAACAUCAACGGUCUCAUCGUUGACAGGAUUACCAUCUCCUAUCACCACGACUUUUACUUCUGGUAGUCACACCGAAACCGAUGUUGUCUCCUUCUACACUACUACUGAUGCUGAAGGAAACACUGUCACAACAUCAACGGUCUCAUCGUUGACAGGAUUACCAUCUCCUAUCACCACCACUAUAACUUCUGGUAGUCACACCGAAACCGAUGUUGUCUCCUUCUACACUACUACUGAUGCUGAAGGAAACACUGUCACAACAUCAACGGUCUCAUCGUUGACAGGAUUAGCAUCUCCUAUCACCACGACUUUCACUUCUGGUAGUCACACCGAAACCGAUGUUGUCUCCUUCUACACUACUACUGAUGCUGAAGGAAACACUGUCACAACAUCAACGGUCUCAUCGUUGACAGGAUUAGCAUCUCCUAUCACCACCACUAUAACUUCUGGUAGUCACACCGAAACCGAUGUUGUCUCCUUCUACACUACUACUGAUGCUGAAGGAAACACUGUCACAACAUCAACGGUCUCAUCGUUGACAGGAUUACCAUCUCCUAUCACCACGACUUUUACUUCUGGUAGUCACACCGAAACCGAUGUUGUCUCCUUCUACACUACUACUGAUGCUGAAGGAAACACUGUCACAACAUCAACGGUCUCAUCGUUGACAGGAUUACCAUCUCCUAUCACCACGACUUUCACUUCUGGUAGUCACACCGAAACCGAUGUUGUCUCCUUCUACACUACUACUGAUGCUGAAGGAAACACUGUAACAACAUCAACGGUCUCAUCGUUGACAGGAUUACCAUCUCCUAUCACCACCACUAUAACUUCUGGUAGUCACACCGAAACCGAUGUUGUCUCCUUCUACACUACUACUGAUGCUGAAGGAAACACUGUCACAACAUCAACGGUCUCAUCGCUGACAGGAUUACCAUCUCCUAUCACCACGACUUUCACUUCUGGUAGUCACACCGAAACCGAUGUUGUCUCCUUCUACACUACUACUGAUGCUGAAGGAAACACUGUCACAACAUCAACGGUCUCAUCGUUGACAGGAUUACCAUCUCCUAUCACCACCACUAUAACUUCUGGUAGUCACACCGAAACCGAUGUUGUCUCCUUCUACACUACUACUGAUGCUGAAGGAAACACUGUCACAACAUCAACGGUCUCAUCGUUGACAGGAUUAGCAUCUCCUAUCACCACGACUUUCACUUCUGGUAGUCACACCGAAACCGAUGUUGUCUCCUUCUACACUACUACUGAUGCUGAAGGAAACACUGUCACAACAUCAACGGUCUCAUCGCUGACAGGAUUACCAUCUCCUAUCACCACCACUAUAACUUCUGGUAGUCACACCGAAACCGAUGUUGUCUCCUUCUACACUACUACUGAUGCUGAAGGAAACACUGUCACAACAUCAACGGUCUCAUCGUUGACAGGAUUAGCAUCUCCUAUCACCACGACUUUCACUUCUGGUAGUCACACCGAAACCGAUGUUGUCUCCUUCUACACUACUACUGAUGCUGAAGGAAACACUGUAACAACAUCAACGGUCUCAUCGUUGACAGGAUUACCAUCUCCUAUCACCACGACUUUUACUUCUGGUAGUCACACCGAAACCGAUGUUGUCUCCUUCUACACUACUACUGAUGCUGAAGGAAACACUGUCACAACAUCAACGGUCUCAUCGUUGACAGGAUUAGCAUCUCCUAUCACCACGACUUUCACUUCUGGUAGUCACACCGAAACCGAUGUUGUCUCCUUCUACACUACUACUGAUGCUGAAGGAAACACUGUAACAACAUCAACGGUCUCAUCGUUGACAGGAUUACCAUCUCCUAUCACCACGACUUUUACUUCUGGUAGUCACACCGAAACCGAUGUUGUCUCCUUCUACACUACUACUGAUGCUGAAGGAAACACUGUCACAACAUCAACGGUCUCAUCGUUGACAGGAUUACCAUCUCCUAUCACCACCACUAUAACUUCUGGUAGUCACACCGAAACCGAUGUUGUCUCCUUCUACACUACUACUGAUGCUGAAGGAAACACUGUCACAACAUCAACGGUCUCAUCGUUGACAGGAUUAGCAUCUCCUAUCACCACCACUAUAACUUCUGGUAGUCACACCGAAACCGAUGUUGUCUCCUUCUACACUACUACUGAUGCUGAAGGAAACACUGUCACAACAUCAACGGUCUCAUCGUUGACAGGAUUACCAUCUCCUAUCACCACGACUUUUACUUCUGGUAGUCACACCGAAACCGAUGUUGUCUCCUUCUACACUACUACUGAUGCUGAAGGAAACACUGUCACAACAUCAACGGUCUCAUCGUUGACAGGAUUAGCAUCUCCUAUCACCACGACUUUCACUUCUGGUAGUCACACCGAAACCGAUGUUGUCUCCUUCUACACUACUACUGAUGCUGAAGGAAACACUGUCACAACAUCAACGGUCUCAUCGUUGACAGGAUUACCAUCUCCUAUCACCACCACUAUAACUUCUGGUAGUCACACCGAAACCGAUGUUGUCUCCUUCUACACUACUACUGAUGCUGAAGGAAACACUGUCACAACAUCAACGGUCUCAUCGUUGACAGGAUUAGCAUCUCCUAUCACCACGACUUUCACUUCUGGUAGUCACACCGAAACCGAUGUUGUCUCCUUCUACACUACUACUGAUGCUGAAGGAAACACUGUCACAACAUCAACGGUCUCAUCGUUGACAGGAUUACCAUCUCCUAUCACCACCACUAUAACUUCUGGUAGUCACACCGAAACCGAUGUUGUCUCCUUCUACACUACUACUGAUGCUGAAGGAAACACUGUCACAACAUCAACGGUCUCAUCGCUGACAGGAUUACCAUCUCCUAUCACCACCACUAUAACUUCUGGUAGUCACACCGAAACCGAUGUUGUCUCCUUCUACACUACUACUGAUGCUGAAGGAAACACUGUCACAACAUCAACGGUCUCAUCGUUGACAGGAUUACCAUCUCCUAUCACCACGACUUUCACUUCUGGUAGUCACACCGAAACCGAUGUUGUCUCCUUCUACACUACUACUGAUGCUGAAGGAAACACUGUCACAACAUCAACGGUCUCAUCGUUGACAGGAUUACCAUCUCCUAUCACCACGACUUUCACUUCUGGUAGUCACACCGAAACCGAUGUUGUCUCCUUCUACACUACUACUGAUGCUGAAGGAAACACUGUCACAACAUCAACGGCCUCAUCGUUGACAGGAUUAGCAUCUCCUAUCACCACGACUUUUACUUCUGGUAGUCACACCGAAACCGAUGUUGUCUCCUUCUACACUACUACUGAUGCUGAAGGAAACACUGUCACAACAUCAACGGUCUCAUCGUUGACAGGAUUACCAUCUCCUAUCACCACCACUAUAACUUCUGGUAGUCACACCGAAACCGAUGUUGUCUCCUUCUACACUACUACUGAUGCUGAAGGAAACACUGUCACAACAUCAACGGUCUCAUCGUUGACAGGAUUACCAUCACCUAUCACCACCACUAUAACUUCUGGUAGUCACACCGAAACCGAUGUUGUCUCCUUCUACACUACUACUGAUGCUGAAGGAAACACUGUCACAACAUCAACGGUCUCAUCGUUGACAGGAUUACCAUCUCCUAUCACCACCACUAUAACUUCUGGUAGUCACACCGAAACCGAUGUUGUCUCCUUCUACACUACUACUGAUGCUGAAGGAAACACUGUCACAACAUCAACGGUCUCAUCGCUGACAGGAUUACCAUCUCCUAUCACCACCACUAUAACUUCUGGUAGUCACACCGAAGCCGAUGUUGUUUUUUUUGUUAGUAAGUCUUCGUUGAGUUCGUUAUAUUUGGUGAAUUCUGGUUUUAGUGCUGAUGUUGAUGUCACGGAGAAUUGGAAGUCGGGUUCAGAUAACGGAGUUUCGGAAUCAUAUAUUUCUUCCGAGUAUCAUUCAAUUUUUGUUUAUCAGAAUUCAUCUAUUGGAGGUUCUAGUAUCGGAUCUGUGCAUGUAUCCGAAGCUGCCACGAUAAGUAUCAACUCCACUCCAAUUACAAUCUGUUCAUAUUUUGUUGUUCAUAAAACUCAAUCAUUUUCUAUAAAUGCUGAUAUAAGGCAGUCUUCAAGAGAAUCAGACUCGGAAAGUUCUUCAUAUGCAAAUUUAGAGUUAAAGUCAUGCGAUAAUUUCAACCCCUAA
Molecule: messenger RNA, 24501 nt
Organism: Vanderwaltozyma polyspora DSM 70294
Lineage: Eukaryota; Fungi; Ascomycota; Saccharomycetes; Saccharomycetales; Saccharomycetaceae
Product: beta strand repeat-containing protein
Exons: 1
Coding region: 1-24501 (8166 amino acids)
Source: RefSeq, a predicted model, not a curated record